CAAAAAAAGAAAUCAAACAUCAGCAGAAAUCAGUUGGAGUCCAUAUUCAAGGAGCUGGAACACAAAGUCAUCACUCUGAUAAAGAAUGAGCUGAAGAGGUUUAGGAAGCUCCUGAGUCCAGAUUACCCAGCAUGUACUGAGAGGGAGGUGGAGGAUGAGGAGGAUCUGCACAGUGUCAGAGAGGGAGCGCUGAAGAUCACACUGCACGUCCUGAAGAACAUGAACCACACAGAUCUCGCUAACACACUGCACAACAAGUUUGUGGCCUCUGUGUAUAAGCCAAAGUUGAAAUCCAACCUGAGAGAGAAGUUUAAAAGAAUUAAUGAAGGAAUCUCACAGCAUGGAAGCUCAGCUCUUCUGAAUGAGAUCUACACAGAGCUCUACAUCACAGAGGGUUGGAGUGGAGACGUCAAUAAUGAACAUGAGGUGAGACAGAUCGAGACAGCGUCCAGGAGACCAGCAACACAAGAGACACCCAUCAAAUGUAAUGACCUCUUUAAAGACAAGUCCAUCAGAACUGUGCUGACUAAAGGAGUUGCUGGAAUUGGAAAAACAGUCUCUGUGCAGAAGUUCAUUCUGGACUGGGCUGAAGGAAAAGCAAAUCAGGACGUCACCUUCAUGUUUCCACUUCCCUAUAGAGAGCUGAAUUUGAUGAAGCAGCAAAAUCUCAGUCUGAUGAAUCUUCUUCAUCACUUUUUCCCAGAAAUGAGAAAACUACAAUUAAUAGACUCCUACAAAGUGGUGUUGAUCUUUGAUGGUCUGGAUGAGUGUCGACUUCCUCUAAAUUUCCAGAACAAUGAGAGAUUGUGUGAUGUGACGGAGUCAGCCUCAGUGGAUGUGCUGCUGACAAACCUCAUCAAGGGGAAUCUGCUUCCCUCUGCUCUCCUCUGGAUAACCUCUCGACCCGGAGCAGCCAAUCAGAUCCCUCCUGAGUGUGUAGAGCAGGUAACAGAGGUACGAGGCUUCAGUGAUCCUCAAAAAGAGGAGUACUUCAGGAAGAGGAUAAAUAAUCAGAGACUUGCCAAUAAAAUCUUCAAGAAGCCUCUACAUCAUGUGCCACAUCCCAGUCUUCUGCUGGAUUUCAGCCACUGUUCUAGAGAGAAUGUUGGGUGAAGCAGAGAGUGGAGAUAUCCCCAAGACUCUGACUCAAAUGUUCACACACUUCCUGAUCUUUCAGAUCAAACACAAAGAUGAAAAGUACCAUCAGAAAUGUGACCCUGAUCCUCAGCAGAUCAGAGACAGUAUCCUGGCACUGGGAAAACUGGCUUUCCACCAGCUGGAGAAAGGAAACUUGAUCUUCUAUGAGGAAGACUUGAGAGAGUGUGGCAUUGAUGUCAGAGAAGUGUCCGUGUACUCAGGAGUGUGCACCCAAAUCUUCAGAGAGGAGUUUGGGCUUCACCUGGGGAAGGUGUUCAGCUUUGUACAUCUGAGUGUUCAGGAGUUUCUGGCUGCUUUAUAUGCAUUUCUCUCCUUCAUCAGCAGAAAUGUACCCAAUCAACAAACCACUGAUCUGUCUGAUCUUUUCAGAAAGUCAAACAUGUCCAAUUUCCUCAGGAGUGCAGUGGACAAGGCCUUACAGAGUGAGAAUGGACACCUGGAUCUGUUCCUCCGCUUCCUUCUGGGUCUCUCCCUGGAGUCCAAUCAGACUCUCUUACGAGGCUUAAUGCCACAGACAGGAAGCAGCUCUCACAGCAAACAGGAAACAGCCGAAUACAUCAAGGAGAAGAUCAGGGAGAAUCCAUCUCCAGAGAAAUCCAUCAAUCUGUUCCACUGUCUGAAUGAACUGAAUGAUCAUUCUCUAGUGCAGGAAGUACAAACUUACCUAAACAGAGGAGGUUACAGUCGUCUCAGUGGAACCAGACUCUCUCCUGCUCAGUGGUCAGCUCUGGUGUUUGUGUUACUGAACUCAGAACAACAGCUGGACGUGUUUAAUUGAAGUAAAUAUUACCCAUCAGAGGAAUGUCUUUUGAGGCUGCUGCCAGUGGUCAAAGCCUCCAGAAAAGCUGAGCUGCGUGAGUGUAAUCUGACAGAGGAAAGCUGUAGAGUUCUGUCCUCAGUUCUCAGCUCAAACUCCUCCAGUCUGAGAGAACUGAACCUGAGUAAUAAUAACCUGCAGGAUUCAGGAGUGAAGCUGCUCUCUGCUGGACUGGAGAAUCCCCACUGUACACCGGAGAUACUGAGGCUGUGGGAGUGUAAUCUGACAGAGGAAAGCUGUAGAGUUCUGUCCUCAGUUCUCAGCUCUAACUCCUCCAGUCUGAGAGAACUGGACCUGAGUGACAAUAAACUGCAGCAUUCAGGAGUGAAGCUGCUCUCUGCUGGACUGGAAAAUCCACAUUGUACACUGGAGAUACUGAGGUACACACACAGACACACACAAACAUUAAGUAUGUUAAUAAAUGUCAAUUCCUAAUAAUAAUGCUACACAACCUGAAAAUAAAAUAUUAAAAGCUAAAAAGUCAUUAAGAAAUAAAUACAUGUAAUCAAACAAAGUAUUAAGUAGAUCAUUAAGAGAUAAAUAGUGGUUUUAAGCAUUAAAAUCAAGAGGACUAAUUAAAAGGCAAGGUAAUAUAUAAAUAUUAAUAUACAUUUUUAAAUAUAUUUAGUGCAGGUGUCUGAUGGAUAUAUGCUGGGAGUGAGUUCCACAUCCUGGGAGCAGCGACACUAAAAGCAGUUUCACCGAGCUGCUUCUUAUUAAAAUUGACCUUAAGGAAGCCAGCAUUUGUUGAUGUUAAAAAUGAUUUGGGGUGAAAUCCAUCAGGCAUUCUGCUAAAUACACAGGUGCAAUGCCAUUAAGAGUUUUAAAAACUAAUAAGAGCACUUUAAAAUCGAUUCUGGAUGUCACAGGUAACCAGUGCAGUUCCUGCACAAUAGGAGUAAUAUGGUCUCUCUUUAGUUUGUGUUAGAAGCUGAGCAGCUGCAUUUUUUACUAACUGAAAUGAAUAAAUAGUAGAUAAUAGUAGUUGCAUUAACUCUAUUUAUGGAUGCGUUAUUCUGCAUCAUCUUUAGAUAAAAAUGGAAGAACUUUUGCAAUGUUCCUCAAAUGAUAAAAAGCGACCUUAGAGAUAUUAUUGAUGUGAAGAACAAAGCUGAGAUCUGAGUCGACUGUUACACCCAGAUUUCUAACCUGUAACCAGCUCAUUUUUCAAUAAGUAUUCUCUUUUCUGUUUAUCUCCUGCAAUUAAUGUCUCCAUUUUAUUAUUUUUAAAGUUCUGUAACAUGCAGUCAGAUAUUUCAUUCAAGCAUGUAAUCAGUUUGUUAAUUGGCUCUUGAUUACUCAGUGACACUGAUAUAUAAAGCUGUGUGUCAUCUGCGUAACUAUGAAAACUGAUUUCAUGCUUUUGAAUGAGUCUACCAAGAGGUAACAUGUAGAAGGAGAAAAACAAGUGUACGAAAAUAGAUCCUUAUGGAACUCCAAAUGAAAUAUCAUAUUGUCUUGAUGAGUGACUUCCCAGUUUAACAUUCAACUGUCUACCACACAAGUAUGAUCUGAACCAGCUUAGUACUGCUCCUGAGAGACCUACCCAAUGUUCAAGUCUGUGUAGAAGAAUGUCAUGGUCUACAGUAUUGAAAGCUGCACUCAGGUCAAGAAGAACAAGAAUGGAAAUGUGAUCAGAACUGGCUCUUAGCCACUGAUCAUUUAAAACCCUGACCAAAUGCGUGCACACCACAGCUCAUUUGUAAGAAAGCGGCUUGACAUGAAAGGUGAGAAAAAGAGAUCUACACUGUACGCAGGUGAUCAUGGACACCGAGCAUCACACAGAGAAACUGCUGUGUUUAAAUAGUUUAAAGUGUCUCAGUAACUGUUGGUCAGAAAUCUCUCACACUGAUGCGAUCUUCAGCCUCUCACGCUACAAUCAGUCACUUCUCUCUGUUUGAAAUGUGACAAUAACAAGAAAUCCAAGCACUGAUAAACUUGGACAUGCACAGGAAUGGCACAAGGUUGUUGUGUUGGUUAAAUUAGUGCUGGCUCUGAAGUGUUGAACAGCAUUUAAAGAAGAUGCUGUGAUGAACAGAAGUGAUUUAUAAACCAGCUUUCAUCCUCCAGAACAAUCAUACUGGCCUCUAAAUAUCUAAAUAUCUCUAACAGUGUGCUCUAAAUCUUCUGUCAGCUUAUGGCUAUACACAGACAGACCGGCCCUUCCUCCUUUAUACAGACACAUUUCUUUUGUCUUAACUGAAUGACCCGUUCUCCUUUCUUUUGGCUUGCAUUUUAAAUAUUUUGUUUCCUAUUAAUGCCAUUAAUAUGAAACUGGGGUUAGAGUUUCUGUGUUUCACAAAGGUUUUGUUAAAUUGGUGUGUAACUGAAAUAAAUACUGUUAGUGAGUUAAAUCUGGAUAAAAAAUUACAGUAACUCACUGAGAUUUAUAUUAUUUGAAGCUGAUCAUUCAAGCUUCACCUUAUUUAGUCUUGUUUUAUGUGUAAAUUGCCACAAACUCAGGAGCUCUUGUCCCCAGUGAGACCCCUAGCACACAGGAACAGGAGUCCAGUGUUGAUGCUAUUUCCCCAAGCUCCAGCUCAGUCCAGAGCUCCUCCAUAAGUGCCUGAUGAAUGUGAAAGUAGAGGACAGUGAGGUGUUGGUGGAGAAGCACUGGGUUGAGGGUCAGAAUAAAGACCAGAUAAAGCAGCUAUGCACAUACAUAAAGAGCUAGCUCUUGUGCUGAGUGGCCAAGCCCAUUUAACUCUGAUUCCAACACCUCAUCAACCUUUUCUCUCAACAUCUUGUAGAUGUUCCACAACAUUACAUUUUUAAUUUACACAUUAAAGAUUUCCUGUGUAAAUGCUCCUACACACGGUUUAUGAAUAAAUAAAUUCAUUUGUAUCCAGUGUGAUAAAUGAGGCCCAGUGUUUUAUAUGAGUAAAAAAAAUUGAAGUGUGUAUUUUUAUAAGGUGUAGAUUAGCAUUGUUUCUGAUGUUGAGCUUUGUGUGUGUGUGUGUGUGUGUGUGUGUGUGUAUUGGGGUGUUAUGUGAUUCGUAUCUGUGUGUGAAAGUUAUAAGAUUAAGGUCCAAUGAACAAUGAACAUCAACUGUUUUACCGUCUCUGUGAAAUUCAACUUUGUGUUAAUACUGAAAUAUCUACAUCACUUCUCACAUCAGAACAAAGUACAUUUAUUUCUACAGUGUGUAGAUCAGUGUACAUUACACACGCAUUUACUUUAAUAACAUGCCAGUACUAGUCGUACUUUACAGUGAGGUCAAUAAGCCAAUUUCUCUGAUGUUAUCUGUCCUCAUGGAGCUGUUACCAUUUUAUAGACCUGUUUCUAUUGUUCUAUGUGAGCAAAAAUAUUCCAGAAAAUGUUUGUAAUGGAAAGUAAAUGUGUGUAUAAUGUACACUGAUCUACACACUGAACACACUGUAAUGAAGCAGUAAAGGACAGUGUGUAAAUGUUCUCCAGCAGAACUUUCCCCAGAGCUGCUGAACACACUGUAUGAAAAACUCUCUGCUAGAAAUAGAGACGUGUUUGUUCAGAGUGGCCUCUCUGUUAUUAUUUUGUUUCAGAAAGUUACAGUCAGGUCCAUAAACAUUGGGACAUCGACACAAUUCUAACAUAUUUGGCUCUAUACACCACCACAAUGGAUUUCAAAUGAAACGAACAAGAUGUGCUUUAACUGCAGACUGUCAGCUUUAAUUUGAGGGUAUUUACAUCCAAAUCAGGUGAACGGUGUAGGAAUUACAACAGUUUGCAUAUGUGCCUCCCACUUGUUAAGGGACCAAAAGUAAUGGGACAAUUGGCUUUUCAGCUGUUCCAUGGCCAGGUGUGUGUUAUUCUCUCAUUAUCCCAAUUACAAUGAGCAGAUAAAAGGUCCAGAGUUCAUUUCAAGUGUGCUAUUUGCAUUUGGAAUCUGUUGCUGUCAACUCUCAA
Messenger RNA from Pangasianodon hypophthalmus (striped catfish), 5861 nucleotides. Its product is annotated as NLR family CARD domain-containing protein 3-like. Bases 220 to 1113 code for a protein of 297 amino acids. The transcript has 5 exons. Lineage: Eukaryota; Metazoa; Chordata; Actinopteri; Siluriformes; Pangasiidae. The record is from RefSeq and is a predicted model, not a curated record.